GAGAAGUUCCUAAUUGUUACUACCCUUGACUCCUAUAAAUGGCCUACAGGUGAGCCCCAUAUCAGUAACCAGGACACAGAGAUCCCUCCACAUCUGCCAUCCAACCAGUGACUUAUUGAAGGCCAGAUUGGACAUUUCCUUCAAACAUGGCGUCAUUCAGCCUCGCAGUUUUCUUUGUGGUAGCAGCGCUCCACAUUCAGACAAAUACAGGUAAAGGUGUAUGUCCAAAACACAGCCACUUAAGGGAGGUCGGAGGAUGUGAGAUAAGAUGCGACAAGUUGCCAUCUCCCGGUGCCCCCGUAGACUGUCCCGACAGUAAGGUGCACAAGGACUGCAAGUGUAAACACGGAUUACUGGCGCAGAGCGGCACCUCUGGCUUCACCAUCGUCUGCGUCCCUCCGCAAGAUUGCAAAACCAACUGUACCGCCAACGCGCACUACGAGCCCUUCGGGUCCCCCUGCAAGGCCACUUGUGAAAAGCCAACCGUUACCGAACCCUGCAAAUUACCAGGAGGCCCGAGGUGUGUCUGUAACGAGGGAUUCGUCAUGGAUCAGAACCAGCAGCACAAAUGUGUGAAGCCCAAUGAGUGUUUACCCGCACAUAAACCCUAGACCAAUCAGGGGUCUUCUUAUUGUCCUCUAAUUCUUCUCUAGAGGAAGUCAUCACUGGGGCAAGAAGUAAAGAAAAGUCCCUCUCGAAAAAGAAGAAAACACCUUUGUGGUAGAGUGAUGGAAGGGGAAAUCUACCUAUAUUGUGCUUUCUCUGAUUCUUUCCUGCAACCCCUCCAUCAUCAGCAUAAUACAAUUUUAGAUUAAAACCUUUUCUUUUUUUCCAUUGCCUAUGUAGAAAGUAAAUAAAUAAACCUCCCAGUGCGGCUAUUACUAAGGCUGCAGCUAGAGGGAGCUCUAAUGAUUUGUAGUGUGUGUAACUUCAGGAGAUUGAGACCAACAAGUUCACAUUAAACUUUCAAAGCAACAA
Molecule: messenger RNA, 978 nt
Organism: Rana temporaria (common frog)
Lineage: Eukaryota; Metazoa; Chordata; Amphibia; Anura; Ranidae
Product: serine protease inhibitor swm-1-like
Exons: 4
Coding region: 147-611 (154 amino acids)
Source: RefSeq, a predicted model, not a curated record